AUGUCUACCUCACAGACAAAUGAAAAACAUAAUAUCAGUCGUAACGAUCAUAGAGUAGAAUCUUUAGACAGCUCUUUAGAUAAUAAAGACUUCACUACAUCAACAAGAAAUUUCGAAAUGAGCCUUGGAAAGUUAACAGAUGAAUGCGAUCACGUUGUUCCUAAAGAGACGUCAUUGAAACCCGAAUUAAACGAAAAUAGGCUGAACGACAAACCGGACUUACAGUUACCACUAUCAAUGUUACAUGAAACUGAUAAAAAUAUCGAGGAAAUAGAACUUGAUAAUUGUCUCAAUUCCGCUUUGUCCCUAAGUAGUAAUAAUACUAAGGACAGCAAUAUCAUAUUCACCGAGAGCUCAAAUGAGACUUUGAGAAGCGAAAAUCCUAUUUCUAAUAAGUCUUGGGAAAGUAGUAAAGUCUUUCAAGAAAAUAGUGAUGUAGUGCUGUCAUCGCCACGCCUAUUUUCAAACGAUAAUCAAAUGUUAAGCAAAAAUAAUGGAAGAAACCGUGACGAUAGUGAUUCCGGACUUGGAUUUUCACCAAAAAGAGUAAAUAUGGAAUUGAUGAGAUCUUUUGAAUCAGAUCCUAAGGAAAUUACACAUACAAUUGCAGAAGACUCAAGGAAUUUUAGCAGCUCCAACACAUCUGAGGAAAUACAAUCUUCUCAAUUUAAGGAUAGAAAAUUAGAUACAUUCGAAUGUAAAAUCCAACAACAUCCAACUACUUACAGCAACCUUGAAAGUUUAAUGUUAUCAUUUAGAGAAAAAUGCAAGGGUAUAAUAAAUGACUCUACAGAUAUUGAUGAAAAGGAUGCACAACAUUCGACAGAAUUUCAAGACGCAAAUAAUAAUGGCAUCCAAGUUGAUCAUUGGGAUAUAAGGAACGAUACGCAAAAAAGACAGGCAAAUGAGACACGCAAAUGUAAUAGAAAAGUGAUGACGCCUACUUGGGAUAGUAUGGAUGUACCACAACAAUCGGCUAAGGUCGAUGUAUCUAAAGAAACCAAUAAACAUAAGAAGAGAAAAACCGAUGCGAGAUCCGAGAAGAGGAAUGAUUCCAUGAGUAAUUGCUCAAUUACGCGAAAAAAGAAUGAUGUCGGCGAAUUCGCUAAUAAAUAUCGAAAGGACACGAAGCCAGAGAUAAAGCAACAACUAGUAGAAACCGUAACGUAUCAAGCAACAGAACACCUUUUGGAAAUAUUCGAUAGCCAAAAAGCUGAAAGACGGCAUUUAAUAGACAAUUGUAGCCAAAAGCUUGCAAGUUUAACUACCGAUACCAAGGAUACCAGUGUAAUUGAGGCUGAACGUGAUUUUUUGGCUUCUUUCAAACAUUUUGUGACCACUUCCCGAUUAUCUCGGGAACAUAAUCAAGAAAAAAUGGGUGACAUAGUAGAGACAUUUGACGAGUUUGAUGAGCAUUUCCAUAAAUUGGAAAUCAAGCACCACCAGGAUCAAGUAGGAGUUGAUACCUUAGUUUGUUCAAAUCCACCUUUUUCUGUCUUUGAUAUUACAUUUCUUAACACACUUAUACGCGCUAGUCAUAACAAGAGAUUUUAUACUCGUAGGAGCUCAUAG
This is a messenger RNA of Trichoplax adhaerens, 1572 nucleotides long. RefSeq lists its product as uncharacterized. The coding region runs from base 1 to 1572 and encodes 523 amino acids. NCBI's taxonomy places the organism in Eukaryota, Metazoa, Placozoa, Uniplacotomia, Trichoplacea, Trichoplacidae. The transcript has 12 exons. The record is from RefSeq and is a predicted model, not a curated record.